UGUCAGCUGCUGUGUCCAAUCACAGCUGAUCACACAGCACUGAUGAUCAGUGUGCCCUGAUGAUCAGUGUAGCCCCAGCAGUGCCACCUAUCAGUGUCCAUCAGUGCCAGCUGCCAGUGCUCAUCAGUGCCACAUGCCGUUGCCCAUCAGUGCUACAUCAAUGUCACAUAUCAGUGCCUACCAGUGCACAUCAAUGCCACAUAUCAGUGCCCAUCUGAGCUGCCUUUCAGUGUUACCCAUCAGUGCCAGUCAGUGCCACCU
This is a messenger RNA of Staurois parvus, 261 nucleotides long. The record is from the annotation of a GenBank genome assembly. Lineage: Eukaryota; Metazoa; Chordata; Amphibia; Anura; Ranidae.